Molecule: messenger RNA, 3976 nt
Organism: Sesamum indicum (sesame)
Lineage: Eukaryota; Viridiplantae; Streptophyta; Magnoliopsida; Lamiales; Pedaliaceae
Product: protein EXPORTIN 1A
Biological process (GO): protein export from nucleus; ribosomal large subunit export from nucleus; ribosomal small subunit export from nucleus
Cellular component (GO): cytoplasm; nucleus
Molecular function (GO): small GTPase binding; nuclear export signal receptor activity
Source: RefSeq, a predicted model, not a curated record
UAUCUCUCUCUCUCUAGUAUAAAAGGGGAGGGAAGUGGUUAAAACAAUUUUCAAAGUCCCUCUCUUUCUCUCUCUAAAAUCCCUCUGCUUCAAUUUGAAGCUGUCUUUUCAAUUUCCAAUUCAGUCACCAUCCCCCUCUCUCCCUCCUUUUCUCUCAUCACAACUUUUUUUACAUACAUACAUAGGGUUUUGGUUUAGUAGGGGCACUUGUGCUCUAGGGUUUUUGAGUAAGCAUUUUUUUUGUUUCCUAUAAAUUCUCCUAGGGUUUUUAUUGGUGCUGCUGGUGAUAUCUUUCAUGGCGGCGGAGAAGCUGCGGGAUUUGAGCCAGCCAAUUGAUGUUGCUUUGCUCGACGCCACUGUCGCCGCUUUCUAUGGAACUGGAUCCAAGGAGGAGAGGGCUGCUGCGGACCAUAUCUUGCGGGAUCUGCAAAAUAACCCAGAGAUGUGGCUUCAAGUGGUUCACAUUUUAUCUAAUACACAGAGUUUGAACACCAAAUUUUUUGCUUUACAGGUUCUAGAAGGUGUUAUUAAGUAUAGAUAUGGCAUGAAAAACUAUAUUUCUGAAGUUAUAGUUAAGCUUUCAAGUGACGAGAUUUGUUUCCGGAGGGAGAGGUUGUAUGUCAAUAAAUUAAACAUUAUAUUGGUUCAGAUCUUGAAGCAUGAGUGGCCAGCUCGAUGGCGAAGCUUCAUUCCUGACUUGGUUGCAGCAGCAAAGACAAGUGAAACUAUCUGUGAGAAUUGUAUGGCCAUUCUGAAACUUCUAAGUGAAGAGGUUUUUGACUUCUCAAGGGGUGAAAUGACUCAACAGAAGAUUAAAGAGUUAAAACAGUCCUUGAACAGUGAAUUCCAGCUCAUUCAUGAGUUGUGCUUAUAUGUAUUGUCUGCAUCUCAAAGAGCUGAACUCAUCAGGGCUACCCUGGCCACAUUACACGCUUUUCUUUCAUGGAUUCCUUUGGGCUAUAUAUUUGAGUCACCGCUGCUGGAAACACUAUUAAAAUUUUUUCCAGUACCUGCUUACCGCAAUCUCACUCUUCAGUGUCUGACAGAGAUUGCUGCUCUUAGUUUCGGUGACUUUUACAACAUGCAGUAUGUCAAAAUGUAUACUAUAUUUAUGGUGCAAUUGCAGGCCAUUGUCCCACCCACUACCAACUUUCUUGAGGCUUAUGCGAAUGGCAAUAGUGAGGAGCAGGCCUUCAUUCAAAACUUGGCAUUGUUUUUCACAUCAUUCUUCAAGUCUCAUAUACGAGUACUAGAAUCUUCACAAGAAAACAUAAGUGCGUUGCUACUGGGGCUUGAGUAUCUCAUCAACAUCUCGUAUGUAGAUGACACUGAAGUUUUUAAGGUUUGCUUGGACUAUUGGAACUCCUUAGUUCUGGAGCUGUUUGAAGCUCACCACAAUCUGGAGAAUCCUGCAGCAACUGCAAACAUGAUGGGAUUGCAGAUGCCAGUGCUUCCAGGUAUGGUUGAUAGACUUGGUUCACAAAUCAUGCAGAGGCGUCAGCUUUAUGCUGGUCCGAUGUCUAAAUUGAGAUUACUGAUGAUCUGCCGCAUGGCGAAGCCAGAAGAGGUUCUCAUUGUUGAGGAUGAAAAUGGAAAUAUAGUUCGUGAAACUAUGAAAGACAACGAUGUGCUUGUGCAGUAUAAGAUAAUGAGGGAAACACUCAUUUACCUGGCACAUCUUGAUCAUGAGGAUACUGAAAAGCAGAUGCUUAAAAAAUUAAGUAAACAACUAAGUGGAGAGGAUUGGACCUGGAACAACCUCAAUACACUCUGUUGGGCAAUUGGAUCUAUAUCUGGGUCAAUGGUGGAGGAGCAGGAAAACAGGUUUUUGGUGAUGGUAAUUCGUGAUUUAUUGAACCUCUGUGAGAUCACGAAAGGGAAGGACAAUAAAGCUGUCAUUGCGAGUAAUAUAAUGUAUGUUGUUGGGCAAUAUCCAAGAUUUUUGAGGGCCCACUGGAAGUUCUUGAAAACUGUUGUGAACAAGUUGUUUGAGUUCAUGCAUGAAACUCAUCCGGGAGUUCAGGACAUGGCGUGUGAUACAUUCUUGAAGAUUGUUCAGAAGUGCAAGCGUAAAUUUGUCAUUGUACAGGUUGGAGAAAAUGAGCCAUUUGUAUCAGAACUUUUAACCACUCUUCCGGCAACUAUUGCAGAUCUCGAGCCUCAUCAGAUCCACUCCUUUUAUGAAUCUGUGAGUCACAUGAUUCAAGCGGAAUCUGAUCCCCUCAAGAGAGACGAAUAUUUGCAGAGACUGAUGGAGCUACCUAAUCAGAAAUGGGCUGAGAUUAUCGGACAGGCUCGUCAAAGUGUGGAUUUCUUGAAAGAUCAAGAUGUGAUAAGGGCAGUACUUAAUAUAUUGCAGACAAAUACUAGUGUUGCUAGCUCUCUUGGAACAUAUUUUCUGCCACAAAUUUCUUUGAUCUUUCUGGACAUGCUCAAUAUUUACAGAAUGUACAGUGAGCUUAUAUCGACCAGUAUUGCCCAAGGAGGGCCCUACGCUUCCAGGACAUCUAUUGUGAAACUUUUACGUUCAGUCAAGAGAGAAACAUUGAAGCUCAUUGAGACAUUUCUAGACAAAGCUGAAGAUCAACCACAUAUUGGCAAACAAUUUGUGCCUCCAAUGAUGGACCCUGUGCUUGGUGAUUAUGCCCGGAAUUUGCCUGAUGCAAGAGAGUCGGAAGUCCUGUCUCUCUUUGCGACAAUAAUGAAUAAGUACAAGGCGACAAUGAUUGAGGAUGUUCCUCGGAUAUUUGAAGCUGUUUUCCAGUGCACUCUAGAGAUGAUUACAAAGAACUUUGAGGACUAUCCUGAGCAUCGACUCAAGUUCUUUUCGCUACUUCGAGCUAUUGCUACACAUUGUUUUCCUGCUUUGAUACACUUGUCCAGUGAGCAAUUGAAACUUGUCAUGGAUUCCAUCAUCUGGGCUUUUCGGCAUACUGAACGGAAUAUUGCAGAAACUGGGCUCAACCUUCUAUUGGAGAUGCUGAAAAACUUUCAGGCUUCUGAAUUUUGUAAUCAGUUCUACCGGACUUAUUUUUUGACGAUAGAACAAGAAAUCUUUGCUGUUUUGACGGACACGUUCCACAAGCCUGGUUUUAAAUUGCAUGUCCUGGUGCUGCAACACCUAUUCUCCCUGGUGGAAUCUGGUGGCUUGACUGAACCUCUGUGGGAUGUUGCUACAGUUUCUUAUCCUUAUCCAAACAAUGGCAUGUUUGUUCGUGAAUACACGAUUAAACUUUUGAGUUCAUCUUUUCCCAACAUGACAACAACUGAGGUGACCCAAUUUGUGAAUGGACUUUUUGAGUCAAGAGCUGAUCUUUCUUCGUUCAAAGACCAUAUACGCGACUUUCUCGUACAAUCAAAAGAAUUUUCUGCCCAGGAUAACAAAGAUCUUUAUGCUGAGGAAGCUGCUGCUCAGAGAGAGAGGGAGCGACAGCGCAUGCUAUCAAUUCCCGGACUUAUUGCACCCAAUGAGAUACAAGAUGAGAUGGUGGACUCAUGAGAGUUGCCAAUUUUGCUGCCAAGGCUAGCUUUUUGGAUUUUUGACUCAAAAAAGCUAGGAUUUGGGCACCUGGAGUUAGGAUUUAUAUGUUUGGUGGAGCCUUCCCAAUAUUUAUAACCGGUCGGGAGUAGUUUCUCAUGUGAUGUGGUGAAGCAACCGGGGCAUGCAGGUGUUAUUGCUGAAGAAACCACAUGCUGGUUGUAAAGUACUUAGAUUCUAAUGUAGGAAUGCAACAUGUCACUCUAUGGAUUUCCGAAUCCGGUUGUGACAUUGUAAUGAAUCAGGACGAUGCUUGGACCGAUUGUUGUUGGCAGGCGCCUAUCAGCCAUAGGUUUAGUGUAUACAAGAUUGGUGGGUUGUGCAGAGAAUCCUGUUUUUGCGCCAAUGGGUAGAACAAUUAUGUAUUCUGAAUUUCAGAAAGCUUUAUUCUUUAGUGGUAUUUAUAUGGUGGUCUUUUGGCACCCUUGAAACGGUCAA